CAAGGGACGGACCGACCACGCCCAGGACUUCACUCUAGUUCCUCUCCGGCUCCUAUAACUGGAAUGGUCCAAGUCACUUUAAGAGGGGGCGGGCCUUCCGAGGAGGAAGCUUGACCCCAGAGCGCCAGUAGUCGCGCUAGGCCCAAACAAUGGCGACUGCAGCGAAGCGACCGAGGGUGGAGAGGCUCUCCCAAGGCGGGAACAGCCCUCUCCCGGAUUUCCUAAAUUGGUGCCGCAGGGUCGGACUGGAGCUGAGUUCCAAGGUUUCGGUGACCCGGGAGGGCACUGUGGCAGGCUACGGGAUGGUGGCCCUGGAGGACGUACAGCGCGGGGAGCUGCUCUUCGUGGUACCUCGGGCUGUGCUCCUGUCCCAAAAAACCACUGCCAUUCGGGACCUCCUGGAAAAAGAGCAUGGGGCCCUGCAGAGCCAAUCGGGCUGGGUACCCCUUCUCCUGGCCCUCCUCUACGAGUACCUGGCCGAGGAUUCGCCCUGGAGCUGCUACUUCUCCCUCUGGCCCGACCUGGGCAGCCUGCAGCACCCCAUGUUCUGGUCAGAGGGAGAACUGAGACAACUCCUACAGGGUACUGGUGUGCCUGAAGCUGUGCAAAGGGACCUGGCCAAUAUCAGUCAAGAGUAUGAUGCCAUUGUCCAGCCCUUCUUGGAGGCUCAUCCAGAGAUCUUCCCUCCACAGGCCCGAUCUCUGGAGCUCUACCGCCGACUUGUGGCUAUGGUCAUGGCCUACAGUUUUCAGGAGCCACUUGAAGAAGAGGAAGAUGAGAAGGAGCCUAAUCCCCCUAUGAUGGUGCCAGCUGCUGAUAUCCUGAACCAUGUGGCAAACCACAAUGCCAACCUGGAAUACUCUCCAGAAUAUUUAAGAAUGGUAGCUACCCAGCCAAUCCUCAAAGGCCAAGAGAUCUUUAACACCUAUGGCCAGAUGGCCAACUGGCAACUGGUCCAUAUGUAUGGCUUUGCUGAACCGUAUCCUGGGAACACAGAUGACACAGCUGACAUUCAAAUGGUGACAGUUCGAGCAGCGGCCCUACAGGGAACCACAACUGAGGAAGAGAGAUGCCUGAUGUGUGAGCGUUGGGAUUUCUUGUGCCAGCUGGAGAUGGUAGGCGAGGAGGGUGCAUUUGUAAUUGGCAGAGAAGAGGUGCUCACUGAGGAGGAGUUGUCUGCUACCCUUAAGGUGCUCUGCAUGCCAGCUAAGGAGUUCAGGGAACUUAAGGAACAAGAUGGCUGGGAGGAAGAUGAUGGUGAUGACAGCAUAACACUGACUAAUAAAACUAUUCCCAAACUCAAAGCUUCAUGGAAGACACUCCUCCGAGCCAGUAUCCUGCUGACCCUGCAGGCUUAUGCUACAGACUUAAAAAGUGAACAGGAACUACUUAGCAACAAGGAGGCUGGGGCCAAACUCAGCUGGAGGGAAGAGCAGGCUUUGCAGGUACGCUAUGGUCAAAAGAGGAUCUUGCAUCACCUGUUGGAACUGACCAGUUCCUAAGCCUGUCACCAGAUUCAUUGUUCUCCUUCCCUCCACAAACUAGGAAAGCACAUUAACCUAAAUUGCUUUUCAAUAGAUGUUUGUGUGUGCUGGGGCCAACCCCAAGAUUUGGAAUCUUACUGGUUUUUUGUUGUUGUUGACAACUCUUUCUAUUCUUGUUAUAUAUAAAAUUCCUCAUAGUUAAUACAGUGAUUCAGAUCUUACUUGGGGGAAUGGGGAAGUUCAAGUGCUGGGUCCUGGAGCAGAAGAAAGAGGAGUCAUGAGCAACAGCCUUUUUUAUCCUCUAUACUGUGGGGACCAAGCCCACAUCACCUACCUUUAUAGGGCUGUGUGCAAAAAGUGCUUCUUUGGAAAUGACCCCAGUCUGCCUUUAGUGAAAUACUUGAAAUUCAAGCUUAAGCCAAAGGCCAGCUCCACCUCCUCAGAUCUCGGAGGGCCAAUGAUUGUCCAACCCUGUCCCUCAAUUUUGCAGGAAAGAAAAAUCAGGCCCAGUAGAGUUAUCUAUCCAAGGGUCACAGGGUGGUUAAGGGCCAGCAGCAGUUAAAUACAUCCUCAAUCUAUAGCUGGUCCUGACUUUCAUAGACCUUCAUCUCCAAUUCUAGACAGUGAAAUAAUAUAAACCUAUGGCACUUAAAAAAAAAAAAGCAUAACUUACAGGAAUAAACUAAUUCAUAGUUGUCCUAUCUAGGCUUUCAACUCUUAUAAGGGUAGAGAACUUUCUAAUAAUGUCUACAUGGUGGCAGAAUCAGCUUAUAAAGAUUUUAUAUAAAGCCUAAGGAUUCAGUGGAUCCCUUUGGGUUUAUAAUGCCCUUUGAUGAGUUCAUUUAAAGCUACUAAUUAAGGUGAGUGAAGAUGUGCAGGCACGAUGUUGAGGGCUAGAAGCCCAUUUGUGCGGCCUGCCUUCUUAACAAAGCCAUAUGCCCAGGAGAGGGUGGUGUUAGCCAGCUCUAGUCUGACAUUGGAGGCAAUUAGUCCUAAAAUUUCUCCAAUCUAAAAUGGAGCUGGGGCCCUACUGUCAAUAUGCCCUGUCCUGUGCUUUGUGGCUGCUCAGGGCAGGGACAAUCUGCUUUUAAUCCUUGCCACGAGCACUGACCACUACUGAGAAAGCCACAGUGGACGGGAGUGCAUGUCAUGACUUUAAUGUAUAACUACAGUAUGCAGAUACAUACAAGAAGUGGGAGAACUAAAGCCCAGGAACUAGAAAGGCUACAAAAUACAACACGCGGACCAAUACAUUUACAAAACAUUCAAAAUCCUUACAAAAUGGGCUGUAUUGGUCCUUUGUUCUUUUUACAAACUUAGACUGUGUGGUCAAUGGGGAUGGGGAUGGGGUGGGGGUGGGGGGCAGUUCAUAGAUUUGUUUCCUUCCCUUCCCAUCCCCCACAAUUUACAAGUGUCAGGAAGGAGGGGGAAUGCUAUAGACUUGGUCUGGUUUCCCUUGAUAACGAAAGCUGACCCUAUCCCACAGGGCCCAAAGUAUCUCUUCUCCAGCAGAAAUGAGAAGCUAUUCCAACUGGUGUGUUCCCUGCUGUCAGAUUUAGGUAGAAAGGAGGGGGGAGGGAGGAAGGGAGGGGUGGAAAAAAAUGGACCUUAAUCCCAAACCCUCCCUCCCCCACCAAUCCAUAGCACCCCAUAUUCCAACACAUCCACAUUUUUAACAGCUUAGUGAUUUUAAAGGUCCCCUGUCCACAUAAAGAAAAAAUAAGUUACAUAAUAUUAAACUGGCUUUUCAAUAUUCUUUGGGAGUCCGGGAAUGUCAGGACAAGGAGAUCUGCCCUAGACAAGUGCUUGGCAUCAGCAGCUGCCCCUUUAUUACAAGCUGAACAGGCGCCAGUUUAUCCACCUGCCUUUAACACAAUUUGCACAAACCCAAAAAGUCCAGACAAAGGUUUCGGUUCCAUGUAUUUACACUAGUUCAAAAUGAUAUUCACAGCAUCUUCUAAAUUUUGGCCAAGAGUCAAAAAAAAUGUGUUUAAACUUUGGAACGUGCCCACAAAGAUGGGAGACUCUUCCCCAAGGGUGAGGGCAAAUACCCAAGAACCAAGGGGGCUGGAAAGGUCAGGAAGAGCCAAAAGGAUUCUUCAGUCAGUUUGUGAAAUUCGGUGGCAUGGGGCCCUCCAGGCUGGCACGCUUACAACACAAGAGGCAGCCCGUCUAACUGGCACCAGUUCCUUCCAUCACUUGCUGAGCCUGCUUCUGUCCCAUGCAGCAUUGUGCAACUGACUGGAACAACCUAAAGGAAGAGUCAAAGAUGAGUUAGGUUCUUGUCCAAAGUACCCAGUAGAAUAUUGUUACCCCUGUCCCCUCAGCAUCAAUGUGAAAAUCUUAUGGCCUAGAUUGUCACUUUGUCCAAUAAAGCAUGUUAUCUGAGAAUUCAA
Monodelphis domestica (gray short-tailed opossum) is the source of this 3880-nucleotide messenger RNA. It is a transcript of the gene SETD6, whose product is annotated as SET domain containing 6, protein lysine methyltransferase. Gene Ontology annotation, cellular component: nucleus. The record is from RefSeq and is a predicted model, not a curated record. Gene Ontology annotation, molecular function: protein binding; protein-lysine N-methyltransferase activity. NCBI's taxonomy places the organism in Eukaryota, Metazoa, Chordata, Mammalia, Didelphimorphia, Didelphidae. Gene Ontology annotation, biological process: peptidyl-lysine monomethylation.